This is a messenger RNA of Lingula anatina, 6006 nucleotides long. RefSeq names its product disintegrin and metalloproteinase domain-containing protein 10 homolog. Gene Ontology annotation, cellular component: plasma membrane. The record is from RefSeq and is a predicted model, not a curated record. NCBI's taxonomy places the organism in Eukaryota, Metazoa, Brachiopoda, Lingulata, Lingulida, Lingulidae. Gene Ontology annotation, molecular function: metalloendopeptidase activity. Gene Ontology annotation, biological process: Notch signaling pathway; membrane protein ectodomain proteolysis.
ACUCUAGGUGUGUCGACUAAACUUCCUGCUUUAUUGUGUUGAGUCGUUUGUCGCCACAGGACCUUCAUUUGGGCGAAAAAAUAAGCUUAAACUAGCUAGUUUACAAAUGGAGAUGAAGUGCAGAAGGAUAGCAUGGGUAACGGUGGUGAUCUGUCUGCAGCUUCGAUACGGAUCAGGCACAAAGAACAAACUGAAUGACUAUAUUUCCCAUUACGAGGAAUUAAAUUACGAUGCGAAUGACCUUCACAACCUUCAUCUCCGAGCCAAACGGUCACUUUCUGACCAGUCCCUUAAUCUCAGGUUUAAAGCACACAGCAGAAAUUUUAAUUUAGAACUUCAAAAAGACUCCAAGAUCUUCAGUAAAAAUGCAGAUAUCGAAUAUGGAGAUGGAAGUACAAAGCCAUUGGACACCAGUUUUCUAUACAGAGGGCAGUUACGGGGUGAGCCCGGGUCAUCUGUGUAUGGCAGUGUGUUGGGAGGAGUAUUCACAGGAACCAUUGAGUCCCCAGAGACUGGAAGGUGGCACAUAGAACAUGCCAACAAGUACUUCUCUAAAGAAGUCACAGAGAAGAAAAAGUUCCAUUCCAUCAUCUACCAUGAGGAUCAUAUGGAUAUGGACCCAUACAGGCAUAUCCGCAGUGCAGCUGGUACUGCUCAGUGUGGAAGUAGCAAUAGUGACAUUGCAGACUGGAUGAGCAGAGUUCAGAAUUCUGCUGUGGAUGUAAAGAAGAGAAGUUACAGGACGGCUACCAGGGAAGAUCAUCAGAGGGAACACAAUAUCUAUUCUGAGGCUUUGAACAGGGAGAAACGAGAGGAAGAAAACAGGCAGAAGAGAGCGACUGUCCCUGUAACCACUCCGCAAAAUAACACCUGCAGUCUGCUUUUACAGUCAGACCCUGCACUGUGGGAUCACAUGAUACAAAUGCAUAAUGAUGAGAUGCGUACAGAAGAAGCCAUUAUAGCCAUGUUUCAUACCCAUGUCACGGCCAUCAAGGACAUAUAUCAGAAGACAAUAUUUGAGACAUAUGAUGGAUCCAAGAAACUGACUGGUUAUAGUUUCCGUGUUCAAAGAGUGAGGGUUUUCAAGCGUAGUGACUGUUCACAAGCAAACGUGAAAGACUUCUGCAUCGCACAUAUAGAUGUCAGCAACUUCCUUAACCUAAACUCUAAAAUGGACCACGACAAGUACUGCCUGGCGUACAUGUUCACGUAUCGUGAUUUCACUGGAGGCACCCUGGGACUGGCGUGGGUGGGCUCCUCAGGAAGGGCAUCUGGUGGCAUAUGUGAAAGAUGGAAGGAGUACAGUGAGCAGGAUAGCUCAGGCAGUAAGGUCACCAAAGUGUACAAGAGUCUGAACACAGGCAUUGUGACCUUCAUUAACUAUGGGCAGACUGUUCCAUCCAGGGUUUCCUCACUGACGCUGGCCCACGAAAUCGGUCAUAACUUUGGGUCACCGCAUGACCAGGGAAGUGAGUGUACACCCUACACGUCAAUGGGUGACAGGAACGGGAACUAUAUCAUGUUUGCAAGUGCUACCUCUGGCGACAAAUCCAACAACAAGUUGUUCUCCCCUUGCAGUAAAGACAACAUUACUCUGGUUCUUGAUGCUCUGAACAGGGGAACUAAAGCGAACUGUCUUAUUGGUAAUGAAGCUGCUUUCUGUGGAAACAACAUAGUAGAAGAAGGAGAGGAAUGUGACUGUGGAUUUGCCAACAGCAAUGGGGAAUGUACAGACAAGUGCUGCAACCCAGCAGUAGAAAGUGGCAGUAGCAGUAAUGCAUGUAAAAGAAAGCCUGGCAAAGUGUGUAGCCCAUCGCAAGGGCCAUGUUGUGAUGCAGACACCUGUGACUAUGUUCCAGAGUCAAGGAAUCUUGUAUGCAGAGCUGCUGCAGAUUGCAAUGAACAACAGAUUUGUAAGGGAACAAACUACACUUGUCCAGACUCAAGAUUGAAGGCGGACUUUUCAUCUUGUAAAAAUAAUACCAAAGUAUGCAAACAAGGGGAAUGCACUGGGUCUAUAUGUGAAAGAAUAGAGAGUAAUAAUGUCCGCUGGGAGGAGUGCUUCAUUAAAGCUGAUCUUGCAGAUAAAGAAGUUGACAAGACAUCCUUAUGUUAUGUAUCUUGUAGAGAAGGGAAUGCUACAAAAUGCUGGAGCUCUUUGAAUCAAAAGGAUAGCGGUUUUCCAGAUACUUUUAAGGACAUGUUACAAAAUGUUACCAAUGGAGCUGCUAUCAAAGCGCCCCCUGGUGCGCCAUGUAAUAAUUUUGCUGGCUACUGUGAUGUGUUUUAUAAAUGUCGAGGGGUGGAUGCUGAUGGACCCUUGGCAAGACUCAAGAACUUACUUUUUAAUGAGCAGACACUUAAUUCAAUUAAGGAUUGGAUUAUUACUUAUUGGUGGGCAGUGGUUCUUAUGAUCAUAGGUCUGAUCAUCUUCAUGGCUUUGUUUAUUAAACUUUGUGCUGUGCACACUCCCAGCAGCAACCCUAAUAAAAAACCUGCACGAAAGGUCAGCGAAACCAUGAACACGCUGAGGCACCCGCGACAGAGUAUUCGCCAAUACCGAGAGGGGCACCGCCACCCCCAGGAGCCGCCCCCUCCAUACCCUGGCCCAAGCCAAGGUGCCCCGCCCCAUGGCCGAGGCAAGAGAAGUGGAGGAAAGGGAGGAAGAAAAGAACAAGUGGAGAUGAAGGGGCGUCGUGUAUAACACAAGCUGCAGAUAACAAUAUGAUGAUAACAAUUGUGAAAAAAUGUUUGCACAAAUCAGGGAGUAGCAGAUACUUUUUGUUGAAUUAUUCACUUUCCACCAUUAUUGAAGAGGAUGAAAAAACAUAUCAUGCACUUAAAUGUUUUUUUUUUUUUUUUUCAUUUUCUUUUUGUAAUAUGGCGCACUAUGGGAUUGCUUUGUUGAUCUAAUGAAGAUGGGAACUUUUUAUAUCUCUGAAGGUUGCAGUAAACAUAGUGAAUAUAAUUUGUAUAAUAUUGGUAAAUAUCCCAUUACCAAUACAGUGAUGGAAUUAUCAUGAUGCAUAUGUGGUGUCAUGAUACUGGCCAUUACACACUGUAUUGGCAUAUGUUUAUGUGUCACCUUCAUAGGUAACACUGCUAACACAAUAGACACACCACAUUUUGCUGCGUGGGAAAACCUUCUAACAGUCAAGGAUCAUUCCUGAUGUAUAUAUACCAUUUUAAAGGAAAUUUGUACUAGUUUUAACAAUGAUGUUUUUCUUGGCCCAUGCUUGUGUAAAUUCAAAUGCUGGAAAUGAUUUAAUUUGGCUAGAGAUGAUGUAUUAUUUUAAAGUAUUCGCCAGUUUAAUUAUUACUAUUAUUAUUAUUAUUUGAUCCAAAAUCUGAUUUGACUUAAGAAAAGUGCAGUUAUUUGGCAUAAAGACAGAGAAUGCCAGUGUUUGGCCGGGUAUUGAAAUGUUCUGUGAGGCACCAUAUGUUGAUACUGUAAUGUGAUUGUGCAAACAUGACAGCAGCGAUAGAGAAAUGACUACAAUAACAACAGCAGGGAGUCAAUAUUCUUAUAUUUAUACUUAAUGAGUACUUUUGGGUUGUGAAAAUUAUCGUGCAAAAACAAACAAGACAUGUAUAUGGCAACUUGCUCCCCAUUAGCUGCGCUAAGGAGUGCCCAUGAUUUGCCUGACAGAUAGACCUCGAGACAGACAAACAGACAGACACACAAACAUACACACACACACAGGAAGACAGUUUUUCAUCUAAUUUCAACCUAUAUUAGACAAUCAUUGCCAUCAUCAUUCAUAUUGCCCAGAGAGAAAUGAAAAUAGCCUGCUUGUCUGGUAAUUACAUUGUUGAUCUUUAUACAGUACAUGAAUUGGCUCAUGAAGGCUUUUAUCAGCUUAUUACAGCAUUUAGGCAAAUGAAAAAUUGUGAUUUUACAACUGUGUCUGAAAAGCUGCAGCAAAAAAACUUGGUUAAAUGAUUUUCAUCACCAAACUCAUGCCCCGAGUUUGGUCAAUAUUGUCAAGGCUUAGCAUUUAUAAAUAUGAUAUAUAUACUUGAAAGUGAAUAUUAAUAUGAAUAUACAGUUAUACAUAUAAUACAUGGAGACCAAGGGCCAUCUGGUCAGACAUAUUUUAUUAGGAUGGUUGAAACUUGUAUCAUAUAGAUCAAAUAGUUAAUUUUUACUCAGGAUAACGUUCCACUUGAUGUCUAGUAUAGAUACUUUGCACGUGUAUCACUUCUAUUCAGAAAACCAAAUGCACAAUUUACCAAUAACCACCUUUAAGAUAAAAUCUCAUCUAGAAUUUGUUUGAGUAUGUAUGUUAGGAUAUAUACCUAGAGGGUCACUGUUGUCACCAUUUAAUGAGUAGUUAUAAGACAAUGGGAAUUUCCAAUUCACCUUUUUUUGUGUGUUGGGUGUUGUGUGUUAUACUGUUAUGGACACCUGGGCCUUUUCUGCAGGGCAGCUUGGUCGAGGUGAUGUGUAUCAAAUCACGUGCAAGGCAUCUAUAUGAUGACAUGGUAUAUGAAGAUAACUUCAUUUUUAGGCUGUCAAUCAGUUUGAUUAUGCUCUGGCACUUGAUCUGGCACAGAAUGCUUAUUCAAAAUUAUGCACAUUUGAUAUAUAGAUUUACUUCCAAACAAAUUCUUUUUCCCUUUUCUUGUCAUGUGCUAAAUACUGUGAUAAAUCUAGGCUUGAAUGGAACAUAUUUGUGUGAAUUUUGCAUUUGUAGAAUAAGCAAACUAGUAGUCAAUGCUUCAAGAAGAAUAAGUUUGUUUGCGAUUAAAAGCGUAAUAGUGAAAAUAGUUCUGAAUAUUAUUUUCUUAUUGUGUGUGUCACUAUUACUCGGUACUAAAAAGAAAUCUGUCAUUAUUAUUUUUUGUCUUAGAAAAAGGAACUGAGGUUUGUUCCAAUUUUGUAAUUAGACACUGUUAAAUCUUCAGCUUAUUUCAUAAUUACAUUUCAUGUGCAGAAAUGAAUCCCACUAUUUUUAUAGAGAAGGCAUGCACACCAGUCAGACUGUCUGACACCAUGAUCAUGUGACAUACAUCCAUAACAUCAUGAUCAUGUGACUUCUGUCGGCUUAUCCCAUUUGUGGAAAGGAUUGAGCUUAAAACAGCAUCUUAACUAGAAUUUCUGCUGCACCAAUUUUCCUUUCUCAGCAUAGUGAUGUCUGUUAAUAUCUUAAAUCUUAUUUGAUUGCAAUACCUUUUUAUAUGUCUAGAUAUCUGCUUGGUGGUGCAGUCACUAGUUACAAGGAUGGUUAAAUAUUUCAAAACUUGGAUAUGAUGUCUCAUUUAAAAGCCAUGUUUGCCUUUCUGUGCAUUAAUUAAUGCGACGGAAAUGUUUUCUGGUAGUUGAUGAAUUUGGUGCGCUAGCCAAACCUUUGGCAAGAAUGCAUCUCUUUAAACAGGUGGCCAACUCUGCUUCUGAAGUCCAAAGGCUUGGUAUGGUUAAGCAUGAACUGGACAAAAAUCAUUAAACAAAAAACAUAGCCAGGGGUCAGAAGCACAAUGGUGUUGGUGGAAAACUAAACAAAAUGCAUGCGGAAGUAGUUAACAAUAGACAAAUAUGGCGAAAACUAGUCACAUUCAAGUAUUGAAAAAAAAAGAGGAUAUAUUAACUGUGUCCAUCAUUUUAUUCCAUUUGAUCUUGCGCAUGUAGACAAAUAUGUUGUUCUUUACAAUGGGGGCAUACAUGAAUUUAGCACCCCAAGAUUAAUCCUUAUCAAGGCCCAGCUCUGAAUUCUUUGUUAAGAUAUAUUCAACGUUAUGUAAAUUAAUCUUGAAGUGGGAGGUGGUCAAGUGUCCUCUGUGAGGUCCGUGCCGAGCAUGUAUGUCGUCACGAAUUGGUCCCUGUGGUAACGGAUCAUGUGACUUUUUUACGUGACCAUUGUUGUGAAUAACAUUUAAGUAGCGUAAAGUGACCUUAUAACAAGCUAAACUGUUAGAUAUAUAACCGUCGUCUCAUCUCUCAUCAAUGCGGUCAUGUGUAAACUUUUUCUUACUAAUAGUGUUCAAUAAAAUUAUGACAUUUUAUAA